Branchiostoma floridae (Florida lancelet) is the source of this 1414-nucleotide messenger RNA. Its product is annotated as serine racemase-like. Lineage: Eukaryota; Metazoa; Chordata; Leptocardii; Amphioxiformes; Branchiostomatidae. Gene Ontology annotation, biological process: L-serine metabolic process; D-serine biosynthetic process; pyruvate biosynthetic process. The transcript is spliced from 7 exons. The record is from RefSeq and is a predicted model, not a curated record. The coding region runs from base 276 to 1274 and encodes 332 amino acids. Gene Ontology annotation, molecular function: threonine racemase activity; pyridoxal phosphate binding; magnesium ion binding.
GGCGUGUCCAAAUGGUCAGAAUGUAGGUCAGAGGUCAGAAACACAAGAGGGGCCAAAAUACAUCUAAAGUUUAAUGGUCGUCCUCUAGUACUGUAUGUUGUCUACUUUUGACCAUAUACUCAACUUCCAAAGUAGUCAACUGUGGAACCAAUUUUCAAGCAUCCUAAUUCGGCAAGCAAGUUGAAGAGCCUGAGUUGGACCAAUAGCACCUGAAACUACACAUUGACAACAACAACACACUGACUAUCUUUGACAAGACAACAAAAAGUUCCACGAUGGCGUCUGUGGGUAAACCCUACUGCAUUUCCUUCCAAAACAUCCAGGCCGCCCUGUCCACUGUCAGGCCUUUUGUCAAGAAAACCCCCAUCAUGACCUGUAGUCAUCUCAACCAGCUGUCCAACAGAAACCUCUUCUUCAAGUGCGAGAAUCUGCAGAAGACGGGAUCCUUUAAGUUUAGAGGUGCCUGCAAUGCUGUCUCCAAGGUAGUUUCGACCAAUCAGAAGAGCCCAGACAGAGAGCUGUCGGUUGUGACGCACAGCAGCGGGAACCACGCCCAAGCUGUCAGCCUGGCUGCCCAGGUACAGGGGGUGACAGCACACAUCGUCAUGCCCAGCAACUCCCCUGCUGUGAAGAAGGAAGCUGUCAGGAGUUACGGAGGGCUGAUUGUGGAGUGUGAACCAACAGAACAGUCUAGAGUGGCCACAGCUGACCAGGUGGCAGAAAGGACAGGUGCGACCAUGGUCCAUCCUAACCAGAGUCCAGAUGUCAUGGCUGGUCAGGGGACUAUGGUGUUUGAAAUCCUGGAACAGGUGGAGAGAGUGGAUGCCAUUGUGGUACCUGUAGGAGGAGGUGGGAUGUUGUCUGGUGUGUCAGUCGCAGCAAAGAAACUGUGCCCACAUGCUAAGAUCUAUGCUGCUGAGCCCAAGAACGCUGACGACUGUGCGGUCUCCAUGGCGAGGGGAGAGCUCACACCUCUGCCCGCCCCACCUGUCACCGUGUGUGAUGCACUCAAGACCAGCAUUGGUCCACACACCUGGCCAAUCAUCAGGGACCAUGUGGAUGAUGUCAUCACUGUCACAGAGGAAGAAAUCAAGGCAGCUAUGAGGCUGGUGUGGGAGAGGAUGAAGCUUGUGAUCGAGCCGUCAUCAGCGGUGGGUGUGGCAGCCGUGAUGACGGACAGGUUCCAAAGGCUCCCAGCUGACGGGCAUCAGAACAUCGUAGUCAUCUUAUGUGGAGGCAACGUGGAUCUGGAACACUUACCAUGGAUGAGAUGAAGAUAGUGCAUUUCUUAUUGUGUAAUGUUUCUACGAGGGGCUUCAAUAAGUAAUAACUCUGACCCACUUCCAGUUGUCUGAUCUAAAUGAAAUUUUGCAUGUGUAAUGAUUCAUAUCUCUAUAGUUUAUGUUGAACUGAG